AUUCCGGAUUGUACAAGAACCGGAAAAUCAAAUAUAUUUGAAAUAUAAAAUUGUUGCAUCAAGUCAAUACUAUCCAAACGUUUUCUGAAUGAUUCCCACACCGUUAACCUCGAAUCUACCAUCUUGAAAGGAGGUCUGAAAUGAGCCGGAUUAUACGGUGACCGGUAAAGUGCAUGGUUCCUGCUUAGAGCAACUCCUUCUAAUCCAAACGUUAUACUAGGUGAAGUGAUAAAGUAACCAUGAAAACGUACAUUAGGCCGCAAAGAUCCUUUGUAGCUGGUAUCAUAUUUGGAAGUUUUGUAAUUGGUAUGUGUUAUUGCAUUUCCAGCUAUGCCUCACCUUUCAUGGAGUGUUCAAUAACCCAUGCCACAGCGGAAAUCAUCGAGCAAGACACGCUGCACGGCAGCCAUCUUGAAAGUGAGCGCAAUGGUUCUAAUUCUGCAGGCGUCGAGACGAACUUUCCUGAUAUAGACCUGACUACGAUGCAAUGUCCGACGAAGGACUCCGCCGUAGAUCCUAGCAUCCUUGCCCAGUUAGACUGUAAGAAGCGGCUUCCUCACGUCAUCGGGAUCGGGAUGGCAAAGUGCGGGACCGGAGCCCUGUCGUUCUUCCUGGCCAGCCACCCUUCUCUCGUCCAUUCUGUUCCCCAAGAGAUUUACUAUUGGAACAGGAAUAAAGAGAAGAGCCUCGAGUGGUACCGAGACCAGAUGCCAAUCUCCUCCAAACACCAGGUAACAAUGGAGAAAACGCCGUCGUACAUCUUUGAGAAAGACACGCCGGCGAGGAUCAAAGCGCUGAUGCCCGAGACCAAAUUCAUCGUCAUGAUCCGGGAUCCGAUUGUCCGAGCUGUGUCCGAUUACCUCCAUCAACAGCGUGUCGCACAUCCGAGGUUCUUUAUACCGCGGAUAGUUAAACCAGGCAAUGAACCGAAGACUUACCUCAAUACAACCUUUGAAGGAUCCGUCAUUAAACCGAAUGAUGAAGUCAACACGGAUAAUUCUAUCCUUUCGCACAGUGCAUACGUGGUAUAUCUUAAGAAAUGGAUUGAGCUUUUUCCUCGACGUCAGUUCCUCGUCAUAGAUGACGAUGAAUUUGUUAAGAAUCCUUUACCAGUCUUACAACAGGUCGAGUCUUUCUUAGGUAUUCCUAACUACUUCAGCGAAAAGAUCAUCUACUUUGACGAACAGAAAGGCUUCUUCUGCAUGUCGAGACGGCGCGGUUCGGGUACCGACUGCGCGGGAGCUACAAAAGGGAGACCUCAUCCAAACGUUGAUAAGGACGUCAUCAGGAGACUGAGAAGUUACUUCCGGCCCUACAAUACUCAACUAGAAAAUAUGUUGGGCAAGCGCUUUACAUGGAGUUAGAGGGCAGUCCAACCUUGGUAGCAAGUUGAGAAGCAA
This is a messenger RNA of Strongylocentrotus purpuratus (purple sea urchin), 1400 nucleotides long. RefSeq names its product heparan sulfate glucosamine 3-O-sulfotransferase 3A1. Bases 240 to 1364 code for a protein of 374 amino acids. The record is from RefSeq and is a predicted model, not a curated record. Lineage: Eukaryota; Metazoa; Echinodermata; Echinoidea; Camarodonta; Strongylocentrotidae. The transcript has 2 exons. Gene Ontology annotation, molecular function: [heparan sulfate]-glucosamine 3-sulfotransferase activity.